CUCUCUCUCUCUCUCUCUCUCUCUCUCUCUGCCUCCACAAAAAUCAACUCUCAAACCAAUGCAAAUGAAGCUAAACAUGCCUAAACAUAGAUUUUUCAAAUUCAGAUCCCCCAUUUUCUUUAACCCAAUUCUCAUUUUGAAUUAGGAUUUACCUCUUUUUCCUUGCAAUUUGGUUGCCUUCUCUUUUGACAUAUUUGAAAACACUCUAACCUGUUUUUGAACAAUAUCCUACUUUUGUUGAUUUCUCUAAAAAAGCCCAAUUUUAUUCUUUUGGGUUUUUUAUAUCUUCCAAAAUCCGAUCUUUAUAUCCUCUUGGUGUUUCGUUUCCAUUAAAAUCUUGGGUGGCUCAUAUUUCUCCUACUUUUUGUGGUUUUCAUAGCAUAAAAGUUUGUGUUCCUUAAGUGGAUUUUUAUAGUUCUUGUUUGUACUCCAUGUUUGGGAAGGGAUUUAAGUUACAAGAAUUCCAGUUUUAUCACCGUGUAGUGAAAAUGGGUUGGAUCAUGCUUAGGAUUGAUUAUUCCAGACUAUUUUGGUUGCUUUUUGGGCUUUUUUCUUAUGAGAAUCAUGAAGGAAAACCGAGGAUCUAGUCCACCUUCAGAAAUCUUUUUCGACCUUUAAAGCUUUAGUUUUCUGGCGAACAUGUUCAAGCAUAGGCCACCAAAUUACAGUGAACCCGAACCCUGUUACGUCGAGACUGAUCCUUCAGGUCGAUAUGGACGAUUCAAUGACAUACUUGGGAAAGGGGCGACAAAGACUGUUUACAAAGCUUUUGAUGAGCUAAGAGGAAUGGAGGUAGCUUGGAACCAGGUGAAGCUCAAAGAUGUUUUCAGGACACCAGAUGAACUGCAACGCCUAUAUUCGGAGGUUCAUCUUCUGCGCACUUUGAAUCACGAUAAUAUCAUCAAAUCUUAUGCUUCAUGGGUAGACACCGAUUCUCGCACAAUCAACUUCAUCACUGAGUUGUUUGCAUCCGGAACCUUGCGCGAGUACAGGCAAAAAUACAGGAGAGUGGACAUGCGAGCUAUCAAGAACUGGGGUCGACAGAUACUACAAGGCCUUGUUUACCUCCAUAGCCACUGCCCUCCCAUCAUCCACAGAGAUCUAAAAUGUGAUAAUAUAUUUAUCAAUGGACAUUCUUCUCAAGUUAAGAUUGGAGACCUGGGCUUGGCUGCUAUCCUUCGUCAAUCUCAAGCGGCCCACAGUGUCAUAGGCACACCGGAAUUUAUGGCACCAGAGCUUUAUGAAGAGGAGUACAACGAGCUUGUUGAUGUUUACUCCUUUGGUAUGUGUGUUUUAGAGAUGCUUACUGCUGAUUACCCAUACAGCGAGUGCUCCAACCCGGCUCAGAUAUACAAGAAAGUCACGUCGGGUAAGCGGCCAGACUCGCUCAAUCGGGUGAUGGAUCCAGAGGCCCAAUGGUUCAUCGAAAGAUGCCUGCAGAGCGCACCAAUUAGGCCAUCUGCCAAAGAGCUCUUGCUUGACCCUUUCCUGGAAAUUGAAGAUGGUGAAUUAGAGAUAGAAGCUAAUGGCGAAACAUUACUCUCCAAUAACUUGGGGUCUGAAAUUCUUGAUUUUGAGUCGUCGUGGCCGAUGGCAUCUAUCAACAUGGGCUCGAAGAGGGGCACUGACUUCAUCAUUACUGGGAAACAAAAUCCAGAUGAUGAUACAAUCUUCUUGAGUGUGCAAAUGGCCGAUAAGGAGGGUCGAGUCCGGAAAAUUUAUUUCCCAUUCGACAUAGUCACAGACACUGUCAUGGAUGUUGCAACUGAGAUGGUGAAGGAGCUUGAAAUUACCGAUCAAGAUCCAAUUGAUAUUGCAGCGUUAAUGGAGGCAGAGAUAUCAAGUCUGGUCCCAGAUUGGAAGAAUAAGGUGUCGUCCCUAGACCAUGAGAGCUUCUGCUAUGAUGACCCAGAGUUUAGGGACAUCGGCCCUUUCGAUGACAUCUCCAUGUCCUCCGCAGAAAAUUCUCUUCACAACUUUUUUCCUUCCUGUGAAGCUCAAUAUAGUGACUCAAGUGGUCAAUUAGCUUCGAGUUAUCGGCCAGACAUUUCAAUUGAUUGGUCACAAGAGGAGUGGAUCAAUGAAGAGGAUACGAGCUCUCAAAGCUCAACAUACUCAAUUGGCUAUCCUAAUUAUAGUUACCACUCUGCACAUAAAGAAGGAGAAGAUUCGGAGUCCGGCUUGCAGACAGGGGGAAGAAAGGGCAAGGAAUCCUGUAUGUCUAUAACAAGGGACCUCCCAGUUCACAUCAAUACCCUAAAGACUUCUAGGUUUUGUCCAUUUACCGAUCAAACAUUCUCAGUAAGCCCAAGGACCUGUCAGAAUUGUUUAAGGCCACAAGACAGCACUCGCCUCUCGAGAAAUCGACAAAUGCUAAGGAAAUAUUCAAUGAUGGACAUUAGGAGCCAAUUUUGUCGACUAAAUCUUACUGAAGAGUUGAGACGGCUGAGGCUUUACAAGACAGUUGGGGCAAUCGAGAAUAUCGGCUUUCAUCCUAUUCAUGAGUUUCCCUGCAAGGCUAGAAAUGUGAGGUCACCGGAAAUGUCAUCGAGAACACGCAAUUCUACACCUCCCCAAGAUAAGAGAAGACAGGGAUGAUCAUGAGGGAGACUGGUCUUUGUUGUGAAAGUUGUGAGAGUGUGAAUGUAAUGCUUAAUGCCAAUGUGCCAUUGUAGAUAAUAGUAUUUUGUUUGUAGACUUUGAAAGUGUUUGAAGAUGGGAUCAAGGUCAUAGCUCAAUUGGAUGGUGAAUGUUGCUGUAAUUUUGAGGUUUAUAAGUUCAAACUUCAAACCCACCCGACCCAUCAAAUAAAUGUUUGAUGUAUAAUACUACAAUUUGGGGCAGUCAUUUAUAGGGCCCUUAUUGGGACACACAAGGCAAUACUGAAGAAAUGUAAUCUCGAGUGCUCAUUAUCAUAUCAAACGAAAUUCGCUAUCUUUUAGGAAUAUAGCAUUUUCCUUGCGGUC
Molecule: messenger RNA, 2966 nt
Organism: Amborella trichopoda
Lineage: Eukaryota; Viridiplantae; Streptophyta; Magnoliopsida; Amborellales; Amborellaceae
Gene: WNK5
Product: WNK family serine/threonine-protein kinase 5
Biological process (GO): protein phosphorylation
Molecular function (GO): protein kinase activity; ATP binding
Source: RefSeq, a predicted model, not a curated record